AUAGCUUUCUGAAAUAUUCAGUAGUAAAAUGUCUUUGCAGUGAUUGUUCAAAUGUUGAAAUGUCGCGCUAAAGCAUAAAUUUAAAGCAUAAAUAUGUACGGCAAAACGGCUUUCAUUUGCUUCUCACUCUGGCUUUUAUACAGUACGAACCAGCCACUGGCCUUUGCUGCCAUCACAACGGCCAGCAGUGCCACCAACGCCACCGAUUUAAUGCAUUUGCUGUUGGCACACAUACUGUCCGAGGCGGAUGCAGCAAGAAAUUUUGUGAUUGCACCACAGGAAGCGUUGGAAUUGUACCUGCAACUGCAUGGCACGGACAAAGAAAUCGCCGCUGCCGCUGCCACACAGUACGAUGCCAUGAGCAGCAAUGAAGUCACCAGCAACACUAGUGACAGCGGCAUGCAGGAGUUCGAAGAGUUCUUCCACAUCACAGGCUCACCGAUAGUGGUGGCCAACACGCUGUAUGCCGAUGCCUACAACUCACAAAGGUUCACACGGAAAUUGAAAAAUCUGCAAUUUGUGCUGCACGAGGAGAGCGAUGAGGAGCGCGCGGAGGAGGAGCACAACAAAAGCACGGACGACAGCAGCAUUGAAGAUGACGGCGACAAUAAAGGCCGCAAAAUCGAUAAUAAUGUUGAGGCUGCUGCAGUGCCGGCUAACAGCAAUAGUAAGCACAAACAUAACAAAAACAACAAGAAACGCAAUGAACUAAUCAAUGCGGUGCGCAUAAAUACACGCUGGGCGCACAACUUCCAGAAGCGUGACACACACAAGCGCCAAUUUUACAUGCCACAAACGCACACACACGCCUAUCUGAACGCCAUGCGCAAAGACGACAUCUUCCUAUAUGGCGAUUUGCCGCAAUUGAAUGCUAGCGCCUUGGAGUUGUCGUUGCAGCGACAGCAAUUGAAAAUGCUCAUCAUAUUGCCGCAUGCAAAGAAUGGCUUGCCACAAUUGCUGCGGCGUCUAAGUGGCAAUGUGUCGUUGCUUCAUGAAUUGUGUGGCUUGACAAACGACACGACGGACACAGAUGACAUGCGGCAGCAGACAGCAACAACAACAACGAGUGGAGCCGAUCACCUACGCCGCCAUUUGGAAUCGACUUUGGUGCGCGUCUUCUUGCCGCAAUUUCAAUUCUCACAACGCACUAAUUUAGAUGGCGCUUUCAAGCAGCUACUAAAUGCCACAGCAAAUGUGGAUCUACAUUGGCCCAGCGCAUGGCAGGUCACACAGCAGGCAUAUUUCGCUGUCAGUGAGGAUGGCAUUGGUGAGCUGGAGCCAUCGAUGGUGUUGUUCUGGAACGCCUUUUCGUCGUUACGCUCUAAACCGUUGAUGUUCUGUGUCGAUCAUCCGUUCAUCUUCGCUAUAUACAAUCGCAGGGGCAUACAAUUGUUGGGACAUUUGGCACAACUACACGAAUGACACGAUUGUUGUAAUGGCGUUGCAGUGUAUCGUGAAUUCAAUCAUACCAUAGACACAUAUGUAUGAAUGUGAAUAUACAUAGGUAUUCGGUAUAUCGAAAUUUUCGUGCAGUGCGUAGUAAAUAUCUCAUAAGUAAAUGUAAAUAGUAGGUUUAUAAUAUCGUAAAAUGUUAAAGAAAUUAUAAAUUUUUAUUUAAAUAUUAUUUUUGAAUAAAAAAUAUGUUUUAUUGAA
Zeugodacus cucurbitae (melon fly) is the source of this 1653-nucleotide messenger RNA. RefSeq lists its product as uncharacterized. The record is from RefSeq and is a predicted model, not a curated record. Gene Ontology annotation, molecular function: serine-type endopeptidase inhibitor activity. The coding region runs from base 94 to 1422 and encodes 442 amino acids. The transcript has 4 exons. Lineage: Eukaryota; Metazoa; Arthropoda; Insecta; Diptera; Tephritidae.